GCUGCUCCUCGGAGCAUUUCUGAGGUGUGUCUCACGUCUUCUGACCUUUGUCUUACCGGGUUCCAUGAUCCAUCUAGCGCCUAUCUCAAACGUACGCGUUCGUCUGUCUAUGUUGGACUAUCCUUUCUCUCUUUAGACGGUAGCCCCUUCACAUGUAGAGAGAGAGAGAGAGAGAGAGAGAGAGAGAGAGGUUGCUUGCUUACUUGGGGGUGGAAUUCGCUCUUCCGUCUUGUCCUCUUCCAUCACUUAGUACCAGAUUCUGCCUUCUUUCUUCCCUUCAGAAGAUCUCUGUCUUCCUUCUGAGAGGAUCUCUCUUUCUCUCUCUCAAAGUUGUCCCCACUCUGGGUUUCUCUCUCCACGAUUUUAAAAGUCUGGGUAUGAUUUACUUGUUGAUUUUUCUUUCGCUCUUCAUUGCGGGCUAUUGGUAGCGUUCGAUGAGAUGAUCCCUUGGGGUGGCGUAAGCUGCUGUCUAAGUGCUGCCGCGCUUUAUCUCUUGGGCAGGAACAACGGGAGGGAUGCGGAGGUUCUGAAGUCUGUAACGAGGGUUAACCAAUUGAAGGACUUGGCACUCUUACUGGAUACUGCAUGCAAAGUACUGCCUCUCGUUGUUACCAUUUCUGGACGAGUUGGAUCAGACACGCCGAUCAAAUGUGAACAUAGUGGCCUGAGAGCUGUAAUCUUGGAGGAAACGGCAGAGCAACACUUUUUGAAGCAUAAUGAUGCUGGUUCUUGGAUCCAAGAUUCUGCUUUGAUGCUUUCUAUGAGUAAAGAGGUCCCCUGGUAUCUGGAUGAUGGAACUGGGAGGGUGUUUGUUGUUGGUGCAAAACAAGCCACUGGCUUAGUUUUAACUGUUGCUAGUGAGGUUUUUGAAGAGUCAGGACGGUCACUUGUACGUGGUACAUUGGAUUAUCUACAAGGGCUUAAGAUGCUUGGGGUGAAGCGCAUUGAGAGAGUUCUUCCAACUGGUACCUCUUUGACUGUUGUUGGUGAGGCUGUGAAGGAUGACAUAGGAACAAUAAGGAUUCAGAGACCACACAAAGGGCCAUUUUAUGUUACACCUAAAAGCAUUGACCAGCUCAUCUCAAACCUUGGCAAAUGGGCAAGAUGGUAUCAGUAUGCAUCAAUUGGAUUCACAUUUUUUGGCGUCUAUCUGAUUGCUAAACAUGCAAUCUGGUACAUUCUUGAAAGAAGGCGGCGGUGGGCUCUUCAACGAAGGGUCCUUGAGGCCGCUGCACAGAGGUUAGAGCAGGGAAAUCAAGUUGAUUUAGCUGAAUUUUCAGGCUCUGAUGGGAAAUCUGAGAAUAGUUCAGACAUUGAUACUUCAAAGAGAGAUCGUGUAAUGCCAGAUCUGUGUGUAAUAUGCUUGGAGCAGGAAUAUAAUGCAGUUUUUGUACCGUGUGGCCACAUGUGCUGUUGCACAGCUUGUUCUUCACACUUGGCUAAUUGCCCACUUUGUCGCCGAAGGAUUGAGCAAGCAGUGAGGACCUUUCGUCAUUGACGCUGAUUGCCAUUUGCAUGGAGCACUUCAGUGUUCACUUUCAGGCACUGCACCACAACAGGAAUUUGGAUGCUGUGGAGCUGUAUGUUGCUUGACUUGAUUGGUCCAAUUGUUGUGGCUGUUGACGGGGGCGGGCGGUGUCACCCUGCAACUAUUGCCUGCCUUGCGUCCGCAAAUGGUGUAAAUGUUCAUGAACAAUCUCCCUUAACUAGGGUUAUCAAUGCGUCACUGAUAUUUGUAUAUUUACAGUACUUGUUUGCACAAGGCUUUCUAGUCCGACUAUCAAAAUUUUAAUUACUUUCUCAAAUGAGUUACAGAGAACUGUGUACCGUUAACUUGA
Molecule: messenger RNA, 1838 nt
Organism: Nymphaea colorata (pocket water lily)
Lineage: Eukaryota; Viridiplantae; Streptophyta; Magnoliopsida; Nymphaeales; Nymphaeaceae
Product: E3 ubiquitin-protein ligase SP1
Exons: 11
Coding region: 440-1498 (352 amino acids)
Biological process (GO): protein ubiquitination; organelle organization
Molecular function (GO): ubiquitin-protein transferase activity
Source: RefSeq, a predicted model, not a curated record